Messenger RNA from Ilyonectria robusta, 801 nucleotides. RefSeq lists its product as uncharacterized. The transcript has a single exon. The coding region runs from base 1 to 801 and encodes 266 amino acids. The record is from RefSeq and is a predicted model, not a curated record. NCBI's taxonomy places the organism in Eukaryota, Fungi, Ascomycota, Sordariomycetes, Hypocreales, Nectriaceae.
AUGAAGCUGUAUCCGACUAUCUCUGAUGAUCUCGCCCAGUGGGUGCAGCGCCAACCCGUCUUCUUCACCGGGUCGGCGCCAACCCUCGGGUCCCACAUCAAUGUGUCCCCCAAGGGACUGGCGGACUCGCACUUUGCUAUCCUGGGGCCGAACCAGUGUGCUUACAUCGACCGCACCGGCUCUGGGUGCGAGACUAUUGCGCACUCAUACGACAAUGGGCGCCUCUGUCUGAUGUUCAUGAGCUUUGGACCUGCACCUCGGAUUGUGAGGUUCUUCUGUCAAUCUAAAAUCAUUGAGUGGGACGAGCCCGCUUUUCCAGAUCUGGUCCGCCAGAUUGCGAAGGGCAAGCGAGCCGCAUUUGAUGGUGCUAGAGCUGUGGUAGUGGCCAAUGUCUUCGAAGUGCAGACGAGCUGUGGCUUCGGUGUGCCUCGAGUCAAGAAGGGAAUUUACUCUUCCGACGAGUCUUCGGAGAAACCGGUGGAGGAAAUACUUCAGGAAGGUGUGGACGGAAAGGUUGACGAACUGGCGGUGUUUGAGGAGCGACCGACCCUGGACGCAUGGGUCAAGAAGAGAGUUGAGGACAACACGGUACAACAGUACCACAACGAGACGAAUGUCACAAGCAUGGAUGGCCUCCCGGGGCUCAAGGCGGCACGACGCGGAGUCGGUGAGAAGUUGUGGGUGGGAGAUGCAAGAGCGUGGAUGAUGAGGGUCCUCGCACAGCGCGAGGCGAUUGUGGUGGGAUUCAGCCUUGGGGUGAUGGUGUACGUUGUUAUGAUGGGAUUGAGUGUACUCGCAUAG